AUGUUUGUGUAUCUUGCACCAUUAAGGGAUGGUUUUGUUAGUGGAUGCAGACCAAUUAUUGGAGUAGAUGGCUGCCAUCUUAAGGGUGCUUACCCUGGCCAAAUUUUAGUUGCUGUAGCUAAGGAUGGUAAUAACCACAUAUUUCCACUAGCAUGGGCAACUGUGGAAAUUGAGAACAAGGACACAUGGUCAUGGUUCCUUGAGGCAUUGGAGGUCAAGAUGAAGGGCCUGCUAGAAGCAUUUGAGAAUGUUGUACCUAAGGCUGAGACUAGGUACUGUGUUAGACACAUCUGGUCUAACUUCAAACAACAAUUCCAAGGAUCUCUAUUCAAAGAGCUAUUUUGGAAUGCAGCUAGGGCUUACACUCAGUAUUAUAAUGCAUAUGGUCAGACUGAUUUUGAAGUGGCUAUGGAGUCUAUAAACUUUUUAUCUGAAGAAGCCUAUGAUUACCUAGCAAAUAUCCCCCCCCCAACAUUGGUCCAGACAUGCAUUCUCCCCAACAUGGAUGCUAGGGAUAAGCCAAUCUUAACACAAAUGGAAUGGCUUAGAAGAUACAUGAUGAAGAGGACCAAUGAUAAAUGGAUGGCAGCCUCUGAAUGGGAAGGGUUGUGUGUUCCUUAUGUGAAAAAGGUGUUUGAUGGGUUGGAAAAGUAUGCAAGGACAUGCACUGUCCAGUCAGGUAGGGGUGAGCUUUAUGAAGUGGAGUAUAAGGAUGAUACAUGUGUUGUUAACCUUGAAGCAAGGACAUGUACUUGUUACAGAUGGGAUUUGACAGGAUUGCCUUGUGUCCAUGCUUUUGCUGCUUUGGUGGAUAAAAGGGUUGAUCCAGAGCUUUAUGUCCACCCAUACUACCACAUAGAGACUUACCUGGCUGCCUAUGAGACUCCCAUUCAGUCCAUGCCUGGAGCCAAGCAUUGGGAUAAGGUGCAUAUGAGAGAGCCUAUGCCUCCAGCUUUUAAGGUCCAACCUGGGAGACCAAAAGCUAAAAAGAGGAAGCUUGAACAAGGGGAGGGGAGUUCUGCACCUAAUUAA
Chenopodium quinoa (quinoa) is the source of this 1032-nucleotide messenger RNA. RefSeq lists its product as uncharacterized. The record is from RefSeq and is a predicted model, not a curated record. The transcript is spliced from 4 exons. Bases 1 to 1032 code for a protein of 343 amino acids. NCBI's taxonomy places the organism in Eukaryota, Viridiplantae, Streptophyta, Magnoliopsida, Caryophyllales, Amaranthaceae. Gene Ontology annotation, molecular function: zinc ion binding.